GUGCGGCACUUUCUGGGCUUCUAAUGAGGCCGACAUACGCACGCAACCAGAGUGCAUAGUAAUCACCAGACAAACCACGGCAUGGUCCCUUAAGUCCAGGUGCACCCGCACGAUUUAUCAACCGUCUUGGCAAAGUCAUAACGUCAAUCAUGGCUAAUCCUAAGCUAUAUUUGCCUCCCAAUUUAUCGGAAGACCUCAUUCGGAAGCUACUAGCGGACUUGCGUCUUCCAGAGCCGACCACUGUCAAACCACUGAUCACGACAGCUGCAUACCACAACAUUUAUCUGAUCUCAUUUCCAGGAGAAUCGGCUCUUAGUCUAGGGCAAGCCCAGCCGAAUGAGCCCGAUGGCUCGAUAUCAUUGGUCUUGAGAGUCUCUGGCAAGCACCUCCCUCGAAUUAAAACGCUCAACGAGGUUGCGGCAAUGACUUGGGUUCGAGACGCUACCAAGAUACCUGUACCAGCCAUAGUCUGUUUCGAUGCAUCUCAGGAUAAUGCAAUUGGUCAUGAGUACAUUUUAUUGGAAAAGGCACCUGGCGUUAGUGUUGACACCAUUUACGACAGUCUUGACGAUGAGAAACGAGAAUAUCUGAUAAUCCAGCUAAUGAAUUAUUUGAUGGAACUACGCCAAUGCGAGUGGCAUCACUCGGGCGGGCUGAGUAUGAAUGAAAAUGGCAAGAUUGUUCCUGGUCGGGUGUUGGCAGAGAACUUCUGGCAGGCACCCGAGAUCGGUGAAUUCUGGGGAAGCGAGGAAACCAUCGACACGCUCAAUGUCACGGGUCCUUUCGAUACCUACACGGAUUAUGUCGAAGGGCAUAUUCAGCAGUAUACUCUGAACAUCGAGAAGCACGCAUCGUUGGAGUGGAUGCGAGAUAUUAUUCCCCGGCUUCAAGCCUUCGUCGCAUUUUUGAAAUGCAACGCGACAAACCUCAACGAUACCAAGUAUAUAUUGUCGCAAAGGGACCUGCACUUCGGUAAUAUCAUGUGCGACUCUGUUACGCUACAGAUAACUGCCGUGUUGGAUUGGGAGUUCUCCGCAGUCCUGCCUCUACCAAUUUGGACCCCUGGAGGAGGUUUCUUGUGGAACGCACAAGAAGGCCCUGAAGCGCUAGCUGAGAGAGAUCGACUGUAUCAGAUCUUUACUAAACUUUGCAAGAGUCUGGACUGCGAUUUAGUAGCCGACUUCGACAUCAAGAACCAGAAGCCGUAUUUGGAAAUCAGCCGAGUGUUGAACUACGUUCGAGCCAUUGUUGAGGUCUGUCCACGAGGGCAGAAGUCCGACAGCGUCAGAAGUUGGCGCACUGCGGCUGAGGAAGCAUUAACAGAGCUAGGGGCAUGAAUGCUCAGGUCGCGAGCAUAAAGAGUCUCAUCCCCAGUCGAAAAAGUUGAAGAAGUAUAGUGACCUUGGCGGGGUACAAUACCAACUCGCUCGAGAAUCCCGUCGUAGGUUAGAUUCAGUGCACAUGUGAGCUGGCGUUAUCGAGCUGGCUGAAAGCGUUUCCCGAACGCUGAUUGGAUCCUCUGUCACUUGAUCAUCCAGGAGGUGAAGAAGAGAAGGAAAAAGGGGAAACAAAUGAAUAAACUAGAGUGGUCCUAAUCUUAUGACAACUAUAUGAAGAAACCUGAUUCAAGACCAGCCAAGAAGGUGCUAUAAUGUUGAAACGGAAUUUGAAUGAUAUAUGGCUGCCCUAGCUGCUUGUCUAUUUUUUCACUUGGUAUAAAGGUG
Messenger RNA from Truncatella angustata, 1724 nucleotides. RefSeq names its product kinase-like domain-containing protein. The transcript has a single exon. Lineage: Eukaryota; Fungi; Ascomycota; Sordariomycetes; Amphisphaeriales; Sporocadaceae. The record is from RefSeq and is a predicted model, not a curated record. Bases 150 to 1337 code for a protein of 395 amino acids.